Messenger RNA from Lathyrus oleraceus (garden pea), 1919 nucleotides. Its product is annotated as pentatricopeptide repeat-containing protein At5g61370, mitochondrial. The coding region runs from base 307 to 1794 and encodes 495 amino acids. Gene Ontology annotation, cellular component: mitochondrion. The record is from RefSeq and is a predicted model, not a curated record. The transcript has a single exon. Gene Ontology annotation, molecular function: protein binding; mRNA binding. Lineage: Eukaryota; Viridiplantae; Streptophyta; Magnoliopsida; Fabales; Fabaceae.
GAGCUAUUGUAAAGACAUUUAAAUUUGAACCAACCAAAUAUGUGAAUUUAGAAUAAAAUUGCUUUUAACACCAGCAUACUCAGUCAAGUCAACGAAUUUCUAUCCCUGCGCAACAAAUCCAAAACUUGAAAAUUUGAAAAAAUUGGAGGGUCAGUCACCUCUUCCCCGCCACUCUGCAACAUAGACGCGCCCUCCAUGCAGCUGCCGCCACUGCCGUUACUAGUUUACCAUCGACUGCCUCUCUACCAUAUUAUCAAAGUUUUGAAUUACGAUUGAUGCACAUAACAUGUUUGAUGAAUUUCCCAAAUGAAAAUCAAAAUGCAUGUCUUGCUCAGCUCCGCUUUGAGAAGCUGUUACCUUCAAAAUACCCACAAGCUCCAAUUACUUUCAGUGUCGCUCUAUUCCACAUUGCACCCAGUAUCUACACUACCCGAAUUGCAAGACCUCUGCAACAUUGUCACCUGCACUGUUGGUGGACUAGAUGAUCUAGAGUUAAGUCUAAAUAAGUAUAAGGGUUCUCUAACUUCACCUCUUGUAGCUCAAGUUAUUGAUUCCAUUAAACACGAGGCACACACUAGAAGACUGCUUAGGUUCUUCUUAUGGUCCAAUAAGAAUUUGAGAUGUGAUUUAGAAGAUAAGGAUUAUAAUUAUGCUCUUAGAGUUUUCGCCGAAAAGAAAGACUAUACAGCAAUGGACAUCUUGCUUGGAGAUUUCAAGAAGGAGGGUAGAGUCUUGGAUGCUCAAACUUUUGGUCUUGUAGCUGAGAAUUUUGUUAAACUCGGAAAAGAAGAUCAAGCGUUGGGUAUUUUCAAGAACUUAGACAAGUAUAAGUGUCUUAUUGAUGAAUUUACUGUUACUGCUAUUAUUAAUGCCCUUUGCUCUAAAGGGCAUGCUAAGAGGGCUGAAGGUGUAGUUUGGCAUCACAAAGACAAGAUUAAAGGCGUGCUACCUUGCGUUUAUAGAAGUAUUCUUUAUGGUUGGUCUGUGCAGAGGAAUGUGAAGGAAUCUAGGAGAGUUAUUCAAGAGAUGAAAUCGAAUGGGGUUGUCCCGGAUUUAGUUUGCUACAACACAUUCCUCAGGUGCCUUUGUGAAAGAAAUCUGAGACAUAAUCCUUCUGGACUUGUGCCUGAAGCUUUAAAUGUGAUGAUGGAAAUGAGGUCGUAUAAGGUCUCGCCGACCACAAUCAGUUACAACAUUUUACUUUCUUGUUUGGGGAAGACUAGAAGAGUUAAGGAAUCAUGUCAAAUACUUGAAGCAAUGAACAAAUCGGGCGUUGCUCCGGAUUGGGUCUCCUAUUAUUUGGUGGCAAGGGUUUUGUUUCUGAGUGGUAGAUUCGGUAAAGGGAAAGAGAUAGUAGAUCAAAUGAUUGAAAAAGGCAUAGUACCAAACCAUAAGUUUUACUACAGUUUGAUUGGUAUUCUCUGUGGGGUUGAAAGGGUAAAUCAUGCCCUUGAAUUGUUUGAGAAAAUGAAGGUAAGCUCAGUGGGAGGUUAUGGACCAGUUUAUGAUGUACUCAUUCCAAAGCUUUGUAGAGGAGGGGAUUUUGAAAAAGGAAGAGAACUUUGGGAUGAAGCCACAUGUAUGGGCAUAACUCUUGAGUGCUCUGGAGAUGUUUUAGAUCCUUCAAUAACAGAAGUAUAUAAACCUAAAAGACCAGAAAAAAUCAAUGUUGUGGAUAGCUCAAAAGCCAAGUCUCAGCAGAAAGUUUCAAAUUAUCUUGAGAGAAUGAAAAUGCGAAAAUCUGCAGCGAGGAAGAAGAAAAUGAAAAUGAAAAAGAAAUCUGAAGCAUCUUAAUCUGUUGUUAAGCUAGUCUUUGUGAACAAUUAAUUAUCGGUGAUUGCUUAUAAUAAUCCAUUAACAUUGUAUUACUGCAGGAUUGUGCUUAUCAUAACCAUUUGCUCUAUCUUUUGUUGGUUUAA